Messenger RNA from Hyposmocoma kahamanoa, 1598 nucleotides. It is a transcript of the gene SCaMC, whose product is annotated as calcium-binding mitochondrial carrier protein SCaMC-2. The record is from RefSeq and is a predicted model, not a curated record. Gene Ontology annotation, molecular function: ATP transmembrane transporter activity. Gene Ontology annotation, cellular component: mitochondrial inner membrane. The coding region runs from base 177 to 1184 and encodes 335 amino acids. Gene Ontology annotation, biological process: transmembrane transport. The transcript is spliced from 5 exons. Lineage: Eukaryota; Metazoa; Arthropoda; Insecta; Lepidoptera; Cosmopterigidae.
ACAUACCAGUGUGAUAUCAACUGUGAACGUGCUUAGACGCGUCUCGUGCUACGCGCGCACACACUCGAAUUAGCAUAAAGUAUUACCGCGAUCUGAUUACUAUAGUUCCAAAGAGCAAAUCAAACUGUGAUCUUAGUUUAAUUUAUAGUCAUAUUUACUUUUAUAAAUUUGAUACUAUGUCUCUGGAAAUGGAAGAAAUCACAGGAGUUACCGGCGAUGUCUUCGAGGAUUUCCUGGUGGUGUUUCGUCGGUGUUUGGCAAAGUACUUGGACAUCGGCGAGGAUAUGAACGUACCUGAUGACUUCACCCAAAACGAGUUACAAACUGGGAAGUGGUGGAGACAUCUGUUAGCUGGGGGCAUCGCUGGCGCCUUCAGCCGGACCUGCACUGCGCCACUCGACAGACUUAAAGUAUUCUUACAAGUGAACCCAACAAGAGAAGGAAUGAGCAAAUGUUUAGCGAGAAUGAUUAGUGAAGGCGGGCUCACUGGUAUGUGGCGGGGGAACGGCAUCAAUGUCAUAAAAAUUGCUCCGGAGUCCGCGAUCAAGUUCGCCGCGUACGAACAAGUGAAAAGGUUAAUAAAAGGCGAGAAAAGAAACCUGCCGCUCGAGAUUCACGAGAGGUUUAUAGCGGGUGCCAGUGCUGGCGCGAUCAGCCAGACUAUCAUCUAUCCUUUAGAAGUGUUAAAGACGAGAUUAGCUUUAAGGAAAACCGGCCAAUAUCGAGGCAUCGUCGAUGCGGCGAAGAAGAUAUACGCGCGGGAGGGCCUCAGGUGCUUCUACAAGGGAUACAUUCCAAACAUUCUGGGUAUCGUGCCGUAUGCGGGCAUUGACCUGGCGGUGUACGAGACGCUAAAGAAGAAGUACAUCGCUAAGUACCAGCGACACAAUGAGCAACCUGGCAUGCUGCUGCUGCUGGCGUGCGGGAGCGCUUCUUGCACGCUCGGCCAGGUCUGCUCCUACCCUUUAGCGCUCGUGCGGACGCGGCUACAAGCGCAAGAAAAAGCAGCGAAAGGUGCCGAGGGCACGAUGCGGGGGGUGUUCCGAGAGAUCGUGCAGCGAGAAGGACUACGUGGACUUUAUCGGGGCAUCACGCCCAAUUUCAUCAAGGUAAUCCCUGCGGUGUCGAUCUCGUACGUGGUAUACGAGUACGCGAGUCGAUCACUCGGCGUCAAUAUGACGUGAUCGCGUGCGCAUGUGCCGCCCCGCACCUUGCGCCUGCCCGCCGCUGUGCCCGCGCCUGCGCCCCGUCCGCGCUACGCCUCGAGCUCAACCCACAUCACAUUCUACUUUAAGCAUAUUAGCAAAUUUGCAUUUGAUUGUAUAUAGCUCUCGUAUUCGUUAAGUUAUACUUAUUAUUUAUUUUUAAUGUAACGUGAACUUAACAGACGUUGUAAUUCCAUUUAAAAUAUAAUUUUGGUCGUAGUCCCCUAGCUUAAGCUUGGAAUAAUCUGAAAUGUUAGAUGAAUCAUUGGAUAAUAUUCUUUGCAAAAUCUGAAGCUGGUUCGUACGUAAUUUGAAAAUGAAUUCGUUGUGACGUCGGCGCACUGCCGUAAUUGCAUCUGUGAUUAAAAUAAAUUGAUAUUUUUAUUUGUUUUC